This is a messenger RNA of Stylophora pistillata, 2335 nucleotides long. Its product is annotated as choline dehydrogenase, mitochondrial-like. Gene Ontology annotation, cellular component: mitochondrial inner membrane. The record is from RefSeq and is a predicted model, not a curated record. Gene Ontology annotation, molecular function: choline dehydrogenase activity; flavin adenine dinucleotide binding. NCBI's taxonomy places the organism in Eukaryota, Metazoa, Cnidaria, Anthozoa, Scleractinia, Pocilloporidae.
UCGCCGGCAUAGAAGGCGGCCCCCAGCCACCCUUCCCCCCGCGUUCCACACUCUUCGAGCCUCAUUCCGCACCCCCUCCUCGUCAGUUUAUUUUACUCACAGCUGCUUCUCACCUGAUGGAUAAACUUAUUAAAAACCUUUGAAUGAAAUGGAUUGCAACUGUAAUUGCAACAGGUGAGAGGAUCAGGUAAGCUCCGAGCUGAGCGAGAUGAAGCAAUGAGGUACGAGUGAGGACUGUCACGAUGGCUUCUUGCGUGAAGGUCAAAAGACUGUCUUUCACGAGGCGGUUUCUCAUACUCUUCAAACACGUUAGUUUCCAGCCACGAUGUUUUCAGUCCACCGUAAAGUUUUCUUCAUCCCAUGACUAUGUCAUAUGUGGAGCUGGAUCUGCGGGGAGUGUCCUUGCCGAUCGCCUGUCAGCCAGUGGUGAAAACAAAGUUCUUAUUCUAGAGGCAGGACCAAAAGAUUGGACAUGGAAGAUCCAGAUGCCAGCUGCUCUCAAGUAUAAUCUUUGGAAUGAUCAAUACAACUGGUAUUACGAAACAGAACCACAAGAGUUUAUUAAUAACAGGCGUAGCUAUCAACCAAGGGGGAGGGUAUGGGGCGGAUCCUCGUCUCUAAAUGCAAUGGUGUACAUCAGAGGGCAUGCUUAUGAUUAUGAUCGCUGGGAGAAGGAAGGCGCAGAGGGAUGGUCGUACGCAGAUUGUUUACCAUACUUUAGGAAAUCUCAGACUCAUGAACUGGGCCCAGAUGAUUACAGAGGAGGUGAUGGACCACUCCAUGUAUCUUGUGGAAAGCCAAACGGCAACCCUUUGUACCAGGCAUUUAUUGAUGCUGGUGUCCAAGCUGGUUAUCCCGUCACAGACGACAUGAAUGGCUUCCAACAGGAAGGGUUUGGUUGGAUGGACAAGACGAUUCAUAAAGGAGUACGGUGGAAUACAGCAAAUGCCUACCUCAGACCUGCUUUAAAGCGCAAGAACCUCCAAACACAAACAAGGGCCUUGAUCUUGAAGAUUUUGUUUGAGAGCAACCGCGCUGUAGGAGUGGAGUAUCAGUUGGGCAAUCAAAUAAAACGUGUUGGAGCCAGGAAGGAAGUUAUUUUAGCUGCUGGAGCCAUUAACACACCACAGUUACUAAACUUGUCGGGAAUUGGAAAUGCCGACGAUUUGCAAAACCUUGGUAUUCCUGUGAAGGCUCACCUUCCUGGUGUCGGUUUCAAUCUUCAGGAUCAUGUGUCUGUGGCUUUUAUGCAGGAGUGUACUCAACCCCUGACGCUCUACCGUACUCUGAAGUGGUGGAACAUGAUUCCAAUAGGAGUGAAAUGGUUCCUCACCAGAACUGGACCAUGUGCAACUGUACACAAGGAGGCUGGUGGUUUUAUACGCUGCAAGAAGGACAUAUCGCAUCCCAAUAUCCAGUUCCAGUUUGUACCUCUGGGGUACAAAGAUGAUGGCAGAGUGAUUUUGCAGAGGGAUGCUUUCAUGAUUCAUGUUGAUACCCUUCGUGCAACAAGUCGUGGAUAUGUAAGACUCAAGUCCAAGAAUCCACAUGAUCAUCCUAAUAUCAACCCACAAUACCUGUCCACUGAAGAAGAUCGAGUGGAGCUCAGAGAUGCUGUUCGACUUACUAGAGACAUAAUCAGCCAAAGGGCUUUGGAGCCAUUCUGUGGGAGAGAGCUAGAACCAGGUGAUCAUGUUCAUACAGAUGAACAAAUUGACGCCUGGAUACGACAGAACGCCGACACUGUUUAUCACGCAUCAUGUACUUGUAAAAUGGGUUCCGAAGAUGACCGGAUGGCUGUUGUCAAUAGUAAAACGGAGGUAUUCGGUGUGGAAAAUCUAAGGAUUGUUGACGCAUCAAUCAUGCCGAGUGUUGUGAGUGGAAAUAUCAACGGACCAGUCAUUAUGAUCGCGGAGAAGGCUGCAGAUGUAAUUUUAGGAAAUCCUCCUCUACCGAAAUCGAGAGCAUCAGUGUUUGAAAAGCCAGAUUAAGAGCUUUAUUUCGCUCUUUGAUUGGUCCAGAAAACUCGCGCUACUCUCCCAACCAAUCAGUUGCAAACCUGAAAUCCAUCCCGACUUGGUGACCCGCGUUUUCCCGCGCUUUAGGCAGUUUGCUAGAAGAACAAUGUUUAAAUGUAAUCGGAGUAAGCGGAGUCAGCAUUUUACGAGGAACAACUGGUUAACAAUCGCCUUGCCUCUCUCAUGACAGAAACUUCUGUUGGAGAAAUGCGCUGGCACUUUCAAAUAAGAAAGCAGGUUUUGGUUUAGGGAUUUUUGGAAUGUAUAAAGUUGCAUUUACGACAUCCUGAUAAAAGGUCUCCCUGAUUCUUUACUGA